AUGGAUAAACUGACCAUCAUCUCAGGAUGUCUCUUUCUGGCCGCCGACAUCUUCGCCAUCGCCAGCAUCGCCAACCCCGACUGGAUCAACACCGGGGAGUCCGCGGGAGCCCUCACUGUGGGUCUUGUACGACAGUGUCAAACGAUCCAUGGACGAGACCGGACAUGUAUCCCUCCCCGGCUUCCCCCAGAGUGGGUCACCACGCUGUUUUUUAUCAUCAUGGGAAUCAUUUCAUUGACUGUCACUUGUGGUUUGCUGGUGGCUUCCCACUGGCGAAGAGAAGCUACAAAAUAUGCUCGAUGGAUAGCAUUCACUGGAAUGAUCCUUUUCUGUAUGGCUGCCCUAAUAUUUCCAAUAGGAUUUUACAUCAAUGAAGUCGGAGGCCAACCUUAUAAAUUACCCAACAACACAGUAGUUGGGUCAUCAUAUGUACUUUUUGUCUUAUCAAUUUUCUUUACAAUAGUAGGACUUCUAUUUGCUGGCAAAGUUUGUUUACCGGGCUGAUGAAUGUCUAGAUUGCUUGACUCUCUUAUUAUUUUUUAUUCUAUUUUAUUUUUGUAUUUUUGGAGGGGGGAAGGACAAAGUCAAGACAUCUGAGCAGUCCUCUCAUAGGAAGAUGCUUCAGAUGCUUCGAAUGCUUCGAUGAAGCUGAUGCUGAAAAGAAAAAUAUGCUUUGAUUUGUUCUCACUAUGCACUUUGGAUUUUAAAAAAAAGAGAGAGCCUUUUCCAUAACCAAAUACAGACAAUAUUGACUAAAUCUCCUGAGCAUAUUCAGGCAGUCAGGUCUGCACUGUGAUAGCAACCUAGUGAAGGAGAAUGCUUUAUCCUGAAAAGCAUGUGGCCCUUUGUGACUCUGUUAUUCAAUUUUUAAAGUCUAAUGAUUCAUUUGUGGGGGGUGGGGGUGUGGAGUCUAAAUAAUUAUGAGUCAUGGUGGACCACAAGGAUGCAAGAGAAGUUCAUGUGGGGCUGGCCUCACCUCCUAAGAAAUUAGUGUUCACAACUUCCUUGUGAUGGUAUAACCCGUUAGCACUGCACCAAGAAGCCAAUAGAUCAAAACUCGUUUGCUAAAAUGUAUGUAAAAACUCUGAAAUUCCUUAUUCUCUGUGUACAAAAAAAAAAGAAAUCAAACACUAAGAGACCUGUUUUUUGGGGUGGGUGGGGGAAAUCUUCCUUAUAUUUAUAUAAAUAUAUAUAAUAUAUAUAUUUUGCUGAUGCAGUAUACAGUGUGUAUAUAUGUGUGUGUGUGUGCGUGUGUGUGUGUAAAUUUAUAUACGCACACGUGCAAACAGUUCCUGGAAGAGAACUCUGAACGCUUUGCUAGCAAAACACUGUGGUGUGCAAACCUAGAACUCAAUAGAAAAAAAGCCAUUUAUCUGAAGGCUGCAUAGUGGAGAGAGUCUUCAGUUUACCUCAUUCUUUGUAGCAGCCCUUGAUUUUAACAGGUUUUUGUAAUAGGUACAAAUAAUUCCAUACCUUUCUAGGUGCAAUUUUAAGUUAAGCUAAAAAUUCUUUGUAGGGUUAAUUUAUUUGUAUAUGACAGUAGAAGGUAAGAUCAUGUCAAACCUUAUAAUUUGGGGAAUCUGACACUGUUUAAACUAUUGGCAAAUGUUGUCUUGUACAGAGAUUCUUUUUUCUACUGGCUUGGCCUGUUAACAUUAAUAAUGCAUUUUAUAUGUUCAAGCACACACCUUUCCAUAAAUAUGAAGUUCACUAGUAAAUAUCUGGCUAUUUGGGCUAUUUACAACACUAAUUUCACUCUGCCAUAAAAGUUAAAUUCAUGUUCUUUUCAUCUGUAAGCAUUAUUAAUACACCUUUACCAAAAACCUGAGCAAUACAGUAUUUCCUUUAUAUGCUAUAUGCCUUCAUUUGCUAAAAGCUAACAUUUUUGCAUUUACUUUUUUUUUUUUUUUUUUGUGGUUGGCUGGUAAAGGGAUCCAAACCCGUGACCUUGGUGUUAUAAGGCUGCACUCUAACCCACUGAGCUAGCCAGCCAGACUUUUGCAUUUACUUUAAAGGGCUGAAACCCACAGCUUUAAGUUUUUUCUUAAAAGGAGCAUUGCAGCUAAUCCUUGAACUCACAAGUAGUUUUAAAAUACAGUGUUUCUCUUCUCCACAUUUCCAUGCCUUCGAGUCAACGCUUAGUUGUUUUUCCUGGAGAACACUAUACAUAAUCUCCUGUUUGAAAUGUAGGACAGGAGGGUGUUUCAUGGCAGUAGAGCCAAGUUUUUCCUCUUUAUAGUGAACAGUAACCCAAAUGUCCCCGUCAAUAGAGUUAGAGUCCCAUGUACCCCAUGCUUCACACAAACAGAAAUGAAUGCACUGUUUUUUAAGAAGUUAGAUUAUAAAUUAUGAUUGAUUACUUUGGAGAUGGGGCUACCUCCUCAGAUAUUGAAAGUAUGAAAUGGAGGAGCUUGAUGAGUUUCACACUGGCUUGUUUGACAUUCAUAUACCUUACUGUUAACUCAGCAGUAUUUUACUGUAAAGAAACACCCCAGUGUUUCAGCUCACUUGGGAGUAGGGGAAGAGCUGGACCACCAUGGCAGUGCAUUCCUUGAGUAUUCUGGGGGCAUGUCAUACUUUACCUUCUGGGGGUAAAAGAAACCUUUGGGAAAUCCCAAGGGAGACUAUUUUUCCCUAAGUAUUAUGAUGUCUAGUCAGUUGUGAGAAUACCACUGGACAUGUUCUAUGGACAUUUGGGAUUGCUUUUCCCAUUGUGAUUUGAUUGGUCCUCAAUCAAAUGGAUCACUUUGAGGAAGAGCUUUGGUUGUCACCAUUAUACCACUGAGAUAAAGUGUUAGCAAAGUAUGGUUCAAAUUAAUUUAUGAUAUGACCAAGAGUUUUUCUCUUCUAAAAGAUGAAUUUUAUUGUAAAUAGUUUCUCAAAAUAUUUUUAACUGGAUCAUGAGCAUGGGGAGAGAAAGUUUCUCAGCUGCUAAGAAUUUCCCCACUGUUUACUUCUUUCACUUACAGUGGUAUUGCAUUUAAGACAAUAAAAUUUAAGGUUUUGUUUGUAUCUAUUACCCAAACCAUUAAAUUGUCUUUAAUUUCAUUAUUGUCUUGGAGGUCCAGUGCAUAAAGGGCUGGUGGGGGGAAUUUCCUCUAGCCAGUCAGCACUGUAACCCAGGAUUAAAACCAUCCCAUCAAGUAGUAUGUGAAAUCAAGUCUUUGUACACUUCCAGACCAAACACUGAAAUGGACUCAUUCAUAGAAAUUUCUAUAAAUCCUGUAAGUGAAAAAAUAGACAACUGUUAGCAGUUGCUUUUUAAAAGGUCACUGUAAUAAGUACUAUAUAGUACAGUAUUAAUUUAUAGCAGGAAAUCCUAUCUUGUAAACUGUAUAUAAAACACUGUUUUAUGGUGCAAUCAUUUGUCACACUUCUGUCUGUUACAUUGUUUUUAGUGUGUGUGCAUUCUUCUCAUACCUAAGAUAUCACUGUAAAACCCACUGAAAACUAUUUUUAGGUUUUAUUUGCACAAGACUGAAUUAGUUUGAAAUUUUGGGAAGCUCCUAUUGAACAUGCCUAACCAUCUGUAAACAAGAAAAAUCUUCAACUCAUUAAAAGCAAACAUUUCAGUAUGAUUCUUUCCAAAGGUAAUCCAUGUUCUAUGUUGUUAAUGUGUAUAUGUAAUUUUUCUGACUC
Cynocephalus volans (Philippine flying lemur) is the source of this 3639-nucleotide messenger RNA. It is a transcript of the gene MOSMO, whose product is annotated as modulator of smoothened. Gene Ontology annotation, biological process: negative regulation of smoothened signaling pathway. The record is from RefSeq and is a predicted model, not a curated record. The transcript is spliced from 3 exons. The coding region runs from base 1 to 504 and encodes 167 amino acids. Gene Ontology annotation, cellular component: ciliary membrane; Golgi apparatus. Lineage: Eukaryota; Metazoa; Chordata; Mammalia; Dermoptera; Cynocephalidae.